GCAGGCUGCAGCCUGCAAAUUGAUGCUGGCGCUUACCGUGUCAACAUAGAAUGAUGACUCUCACACGCAAUCACACGCACGAAUGACGGCCUACCACGGGACCACGGCACCGCUGCCAUCCGGCGUCGUGCACCUCACCAACUUGGUCCCUGAGGCUGAUGCGCACGCCAUUCUCGCCGCGCUGGACAUCAGCGAUGUAAAAGCGACGAAUGAGGGCGUGCGCGUCCCACUGCCGAACGGCCCGCCACAAGCCGCCGUCGCGGCGGCGCGAGCCGCGUUCAAAAAGGCGGCGGCGGCGGACUCGGCGCUCUACGGCGAGCUCGUCGAGGCGCCGCUGCUGGCGCAGUGCGUGGCCUACGGUAUCAAAGGGUCGAUGGCGCCCCACGUCGACGCGAGCCCUACGCGGUCGAAGCCGCUCGUCGUAUUGUCCUUCGGUCUAGACUGCGUCUUCCGGGCGGGCGCGGCCAAGCUGCGGCUCCGGUCGGGCGACGCCGUCGCGCUCGACGCCGCGACGACGCUGCACGGCGUCGACGCCAUUAUUGCCGGCACGGCGGCACAGAACGUCCGCGUGUCGCUGAUGUUCUACGCGGCGCCACCACCGUGCGAGCGCGGCGACGACGGAGCGCUCGACGGCGCCGCGGCGCUCUUCGACGACGAGUCUGAUGAAGACGACGACUACGCCGUCCUCCUCUUCUACAAGUACGCGCGGUGGCGCGACCGCGACGCCUUCCGCGCGGCGCAGGAGGCGACCUGCAGCGCUCUGCAACUGUGCGGCCGGCUGCGUAUUGCUGAGGACGGCAUCAACGGCACGCUCGGUGGGCCGCGCCGGGCCCUCGAGGCCUAUAUCCAGGAGACGCGGCGCCAGGCGGCCGGGCAGGGCGUGUCCGUGGACGACGUCGACUGGAAGUGGGGCGCGGCCGACCCCGCGCGGCCCCUGGAACUCCAGAAGCUCCGGACGCUCUCCGUGAAGGCGUGCCGCGAGGUCGUCGCGUUCUCGGACUGCGGCGGCGUAGACCAACAAGCCAUCGGCGCGCCGCCCGCGCGCAAGGUCGACGCCGCCGAGUUUCAUUCCGUGCUCGAGAGCGGCGCCGCCGGCGUCGUCCUGGUCGACGUGCGCAACGUUUAUGAAAGGAGGGUCGGCCGCUUCGAGGCCCCCGGCGUCCGCGACGCCGACCUGAAACUGCGCCAGUUCUCGGAUUUACCAAGGGCCCUCGACGACGGCGCCCUAGAUAGUGCAAAGACGAUCCUGAUGUACUGCACGGGCGGCGUCCGCUGCGAACGCGCGUCGGCCUACCUGCGGUCGCGGGGCGUCGCGGGCGACCUCUGCCAGUUAAACGGAGGCAUCCACCGCUACCAGGAGCGGUACGGCAACGGCGGCUUCUUCCGCGGCCGCUGCUACGUUUUUGAUCCCCGCAUGGCCGUGGGGGCGCCGGGCGAGGCGUCUCCCCCAAUUGUCGGCGCCUGCCGCCGCUGCGGCCGCGCCUGGGACGCCUACGGGGACGAGCGGUGCGACCGGUGCCGCAUGCGUUUGCUUGUUUGUGAUUCGUGCGAUGGUGACGGGCUCGCGUGCGAGCUCUGUGAUUCGUAAAAUACAAUUGUUAC
Messenger RNA from Pelagomonas calceolata, 1602 nucleotides. The record is from the annotation of a GenBank genome assembly. NCBI's taxonomy places the organism in Eukaryota, Pelagophyceae, Pelagomonadales, Pelagomonadaceae.